Messenger RNA from Alexandromys fortis (reed vole), 704 nucleotides. RefSeq names its product ATP-dependent RNA helicase DDX19A-like. Gene Ontology annotation, biological process: poly(A)+ mRNA export from nucleus. Gene Ontology annotation, molecular function: ATP binding; RNA helicase activity; RNA binding. Gene Ontology annotation, cellular component: nucleus; cytoplasmic stress granule. The transcript has 4 exons. The record is from RefSeq and is a predicted model, not a curated record. NCBI's taxonomy places the organism in Eukaryota, Metazoa, Chordata, Mammalia, Rodentia, Cricetidae. The annotation marks the transcript as partial.
UGUGACCCCAGAUGGAUGGGUAGGUUCUAUGUGGACUCCCUCAGCCAAACAGAAUUUUGUAAACAUUUUGCACGUUUUUCUUUCCAGUGUCUCUGCCUCUCUCCAACCUAUGAGCUUGCUCUUCAAACAGGAAAGGUGAUUGAACAGAUGGGCAAGUUUUACCCUGAAUUGAAGCUAGCUUAUGCUGUUCGAGGCAAUAAAUUGGACAGAGGUCAGAAGGUCAGUGAGCAGAUUGUCAUUGGUACCCCCGGGACCGUCCUGGACUGGUGCUCCAAGCUGAAGUUCAUUGACCCCAAGAAGAUCAAGGUGUUUGUUCUGGACGAGGCUGAUGUGAUGAUAGCAACUCAAGGCCACCAAGACCAGAGCAUCCGCAUCCAGAGGAUGCUGCCCAGAAACUGCCAGAUGCUGCUCUUCUCUGCCACCUUUGAAGACUCAGUGUGGAAGUUUGCCCAGAAGGUGGUUCCAGACCCCAACAUCAUCAAACUUAAGCGUGAAGAGGAGACUUUGGACACCAUCAAACAGUAUUAUGUCAUUUGCAAUAACAGAGAGGAGAAGUUCCAGGCCCUGUGCAACCUGUACGGGGCCAUCACCAUCGCCCAAGCCAUGAUCUUCUGCCAUACCCGCAAAACAGCUAGCUGGCUGGCAGCGGAGCUCUCCAAGGAGGGCCACCAGGUGGCUCUGCUGAGUGGGGAGAUGAUGGUGGA